This is a messenger RNA of Ailuropoda melanoleuca (giant panda), 752 nucleotides long. RefSeq names its product apolipoprotein E-like. The transcript has a single exon. Gene Ontology annotation, cellular component: very-low-density lipoprotein particle; low-density lipoprotein particle; chylomicron. The annotation marks the transcript as partial. NCBI's taxonomy places the organism in Eukaryota, Metazoa, Chordata, Mammalia, Carnivora, Ursidae. Gene Ontology annotation, biological process: cholesterol efflux; acylglycerol homeostasis; lipoprotein metabolic process. The record is from RefSeq and is a predicted model, not a curated record. Gene Ontology annotation, molecular function: phospholipid binding; phosphatidylcholine-sterol O-acyltransferase activator activity; cholesterol transfer activity.
AGCAGUCAAAAGCCAAAUGGGAGGAAACACUGGACGGCUUUUGGGAUUACAUCGCCAAGACUGGGAACAUCGUGGACGAUGUCACUGCGCAGAUCAAGGCGUCACAGCUCAGCAGCGAAAUGGAUGGCCUUAUCACGGAUGCCAUAGCUGAGAUUAACCAGUACACCGCGGAUCUGCAUUCCAAGUUUGGCCCCUCUGCCCAAGAACUGCAGGAACGCUUUAGGACCGAAAUAUCCACCAUCACCGAAAACCUGAGAAAUGACAUGGAGGACACCAAGAACAAGUUGGUCCAGUAUUUCAGAGAUGCCCGCGUGAUGUACAACCAUAACGUGGAUUCGGUGAAGUCCCAGCUCAACGUGUUCCUGCGCAAGACGAAAAAACGCCUUAACAAGGAUGGGGAGGAACUGCGCAGCAAGCUGGCAAGCUACACGGCAGAUCUGCGGGCCCAAACGAAUGAAAAGGUCAGUGCUGUGCAUCAGAAUCUGCAACCCUACUUCACCAACAUCCAUGAGAAGGGACAGCAGCGAUUCCAGGCCCUGCAACAAGCCAUGGGGGAGCAAGGAAGAAUGGUCCAUCAGCAGCUCAGGAGCCGCUUUCAGGAGCUUGAAGACCAGUUCCAGCAGAAAAUCAAUCAGCUGAAAGGCAAAUUUCAGCAGGCCUUGGAGAACAUAGACCUGUGGCUCAAGCCCCUGUUGGGGGAAAUAGCCUCCCAGUUCCAGAUCCCGACGGAGACCGAGCAGCAGCCGUCAUAA